Messenger RNA from Oryza brachyantha (malo sina), 1683 nucleotides. RefSeq names its product dnaJ homolog subfamily B member 13-like. Gene Ontology annotation, cellular component: cytosol. Lineage: Eukaryota; Viridiplantae; Streptophyta; Magnoliopsida; Poales; Poaceae. Gene Ontology annotation, molecular function: protein-folding chaperone binding. The coding region runs from base 269 to 1318 and encodes 349 amino acids. The transcript is spliced from 3 exons. The record is from RefSeq and is a predicted model, not a curated record.
CACACCAACCAUCCCCACCCAUUCGCAUCUCCUCUGCUUCUCUCCUCCUCCAAACCAUCCCUACAAAGGAGCCACGCGACGCAUAGCUCGCCCCGUUUCUGCUCUUGCACGCCUAUUAUAGCGCUGACAUGUAGUGGUGUCGUCGCGCGCGAGCUGCGAACCCUCCUGAAUUCUCUCUCUCUCUCUCUCGCGCGCGCGCUCGCGCUGCUCCUCCCGUUUCCUGGACCGCGUCGUCGUCGUCGCGACAAGCUCGUAACGGUGUCCGGUAAUGGGGAACCCGCCGGAGCUGUACUACGAGAUCCUCAACAUCUCCAGGGACACGCCGCCCAAGGAAAUCAGGGCGGCGUACAAGACGCUGGUGCGGCAAUGGCACCCCGACAAGCACCCGCCGUCGUCCAAGAACGAGGCCGAGGCCCGCUUCAAGGCCAUCACCGAGGCCUACGAGGCGCUCCUGGACCAGCAGGAGAACAGGGCGGUGUUCGGGGCGCGGAGCAACGUCGCCGACGGGAAGAGAGACAAGACGGCCGAGAGGGCGGCCGCUGCUGCCGAUGCCGGCGGCGGCGGCGGCGCCGCCACCACCACCACCACCACCGGCGGGCGUGCGGCGGCAAUGCCGCGGGCACAUAGCGAGAAGAAGGCCUCACCGGCGCCCUGCACACCGGUGAGGGAGUUCAAGAAGCCGGUGUACAGCUCCACGGACCUCGGCGGGGGCGGCGGCUGCGGGCGGCGCGCCUUCGCCGAGUUCUCGAGCUACGUGGUGCGCAAGGCGCCGGCGCUGGAACGCAAGGUGGAGUGCACCCUCGAGGAGCUCUGCACCGGGUGCAAGAAGGAGGUGAAGUACACCCGCGACGUCGUCACCAAGACCGGGCUGAUUUCCAAGAAGGAGGAGACGAAGACGAUCAGGGUGAGGCCCGGGUGGAAGAAGGGGAUGAAGGUGACGUUCGAGGGCAUGGGCGACGAGCGGCCGGGCUGCCUGCCGGGCGACGCCGUGUUCACCAUCUCCGAGAGGAAGCACAAGGUGUUCAAGAGGAAAGGCAACGACCUGGUGCUCAAGGCCGAGGUGCCGCUGGCGAGCGCGCUCACCGGCUGGUCCUUCUCCUUCCGCCUCAUCGGCGGCGAGAAGAUGAGCUACUCCUUCCGCGACGAGGUCAUCUUCCCGGGCUACGAGAAGGUCGUCGCGGGUGAGGGCAUGCCCGUCGCCGGCGGCGAGAGGGGCGCGCGCGGCGACCUCCGGGUCAAGUUCGACGUCGUCUUCCCCAAGAACCUCACCGACGAGCAGCGCGCCGGCCUCGCCAGCAUCCUCAGGGCCUGUCCCUGAAAAUCGCACGUACAUUUCCAACGCUUUUUGGUGUAGAAAAUUUUGGUUGCAUUUUGGUGUUGAUACACUCGCUCGCGAGGUCGGAUCGAUCGACCAGAAGAUGGAGAGUACAUAAAGAUCGGUCGCUGUUGCUGUACAUAGAAGGGGUUUUUUUUUUUUGAGCUUUGAGUACGAGACUUGAGCGACCGUUUUGACUCAUACGUAUAUAAAUACGGGAUGGAUGAUUGCUGCCAGGAACAAGCUCUUCGCGCAAUUAUGUGUACGUUUUUGGCGCCUUGCUUUCUUUCACAUCGCUUCAUUCAUUUCGUUUCGUUUUGAUGCGGAGCUGCACAGCAGCAACCUGCGGUCGUGCCAAAAAAGAUGUU